Messenger RNA from Endocarpon pusillum Z07020, 1929 nucleotides. RefSeq lists its product as uncharacterized. Bases 1 to 1929 code for a protein of 642 amino acids. The transcript is spliced from 5 exons. Gene Ontology annotation, biological process: protein phosphorylation; mitotic DNA damage checkpoint signaling. Gene Ontology annotation, cellular component: nucleus. The record is from RefSeq and is a predicted model, not a curated record. Gene Ontology annotation, molecular function: ATP binding; protein serine/threonine kinase activity. NCBI's taxonomy places the organism in Eukaryota, Fungi, Ascomycota, Eurotiomycetes, Verrucariales, Verrucariaceae.
AUGAGCACGAUACAAAACCUCAAAAACUUCAUCCGUCACGGCAAACAAGCCAGAGUAGCCGAGCCGCCACGAGAUCAGCCUACCACCAAUAUCUCUCCAGUCCACGCCCAUCAGCAACAGCGAAAUCAUGGCCAAGCACACAGCGAUCCCAAUUUCGCGCGCCAGAAUCAAGGUUACCAACAGCCACAACAAGUAGCGGGCGAGUACUCUGUCGCUGCUGUGAACCAACAGAAUGUUGCAGCCCAAGCAGGACAUGCAGCCGCAAAUGCUGCUGGUCAAGGACAACAGAUGCAGAACCAGGGCCGAGAAGCAGAGCUGCAACAAAUCAUCAACGAAGAGCGAGAACAAAAGGGCAAGUUACCAAAAUAUCCUGGCCUAGAACGAUACGUUCUACUGGAGAAGAUGGGAGACGGUGCAUUCAGCAAUGUCUAUCGUGCCAAAGAUACCCAACAGCCAGGCGAAGUCGCCAUCAAAGUUGUCCGCAAAUUCGAGAUGAACGCGAAUCAGGAUGCUCACCUACAUCCGGAUUUGAAAAAGCAACCCAAGGUUGUGGAGCGUGCGAACAUCCUCAAAGAAGUGCAGAUAAUGCGUCAAUUAGAUCACCCUAACAUCGUCAAGCUAAUCGACUUCUCCGAGUCUCGACAAUACUACUACAUCGUCCUCGAACUUUGCCCUGGCGGCGAGCUUUUUCACCAAAUUGUGCGUUUGACCUAUUUCAGCGAGGAUCUCUCUCGACAUGUCAUCACUCAAGUGGCAAAAGCUUUAGAAUACCUACACGAGGAUAAAGGCGUUGUGCAUCGUGAUAUCAAACCUGAAAAUCUGCUGUUCUAUCCAGCACCAUUCAUUCCAACAAGGAACCCAAAGCCUAAAAGUCCCGAAGACGAGGAUAAGGCCGAUGAGGGCGAGUUCAUACCCGGGGUGGGUGCCGGUGGAAUCGGGCGGAUCAAGAUCGCAGACUUUGGCUUAUCGAAGAUUGUAUGGGAUUCGCAAACCAUGACGCCGUGUGGUACGGUAGGAUAUACGGCGCCCGAAAUCGUCAAGGAUGAACGAUACUCCAAGGCAGUGGAUAUGUGGGCACUAGGAUGCGUGCUCUACACACUGCUUUGCGGCUUUCCGCCGUUCUACGACGAAUCGAUCCAAGUCCUUACAGAGAAGGUGGCUAGAGGCCAAUAUACAUUCCUCUCGCCUUGGUGGGAUGACAUCUCCAAGCCAGCUCAAGAUUUAGUAUCGCACCUGCUGACCGUCGAUCCUGACAAACGCUUCACCAUACGAGAAUUCCUCGCUCACCCAUGGAUUCGAAAAUCCGACAAAAGGAAUGGCUCGGCCAACCAAACACCCGGCGGCGGCACACGAAGAGCCGACUUCCGCUCCCCAGGUGCCAUCAACCUCCGCGAAGUCUUUGACGUCGGCUACGCCGUGCACCGUCAAGAAGAGGAAGCCAAACGACGAAAGAACUUCAAGCACGGUUACCGCGGUGCGGUCGCCCCAGGCCAAAUGGGCAGCCUCAACGUGCUGGAUGAAGAUGAUUACGACGAGGAAGAGACAGAUGGUUAUGAUGACGAUAUCGCCAGCAAGGUACCAAAAUCUCAACAACCAUCCGACGUUGCGGGCAUGGAAGCGAAGAUGCGCAGCACCAAUCUAGGCACGCAUCCGUCGUCGGCUGCACAGGCACGAGCGUCAGCUGCAGCGCCAGCCAGGAGUCAACAAGCCGCACAACAGGAACGGGGCUAUGGUCAGCAUAGUCCCGCCGUGGCGGCCGCUGCGAAGCAGAGUGUAGGGCGGAAGGCGAAACAGCCGUUUGAAUUGAGUCUGGAUAACUCGACCUUGUUGGGGAGGAGGAACAAGGGUCCGGGCGGGAUGCAGAUGCAGAUGCCGAUGCCGGGACAGGGAGAUAAGAGGAGUAAAUUGAGGGAGGAGGUGGUGAGGUAG